AUGUACAAGGACAGUAGGAGUGAGUAUAAACAAUGGAUUCUUCUUGUGCCAAAAAUGAAGGCUGCAGUGCACCCACUGCAAGUCAACAAAGGUUUUAGUCAUGGAGACCAUGGUUUUGGGGGGAUGAAGAACAAGGUGAGUCCGAAGAAAAAGGUGAGUCCAAAGAACAGGGCAUUUAGCUUUCAGUUGUGGAGGAACUUGAGAAGUGAAAAAAGGCCUAGAAAAGUUAAAUCAGGGGUUACCUUCUUUGUUCUGGCAAGGAUUCAAGAAUCCGUUAACUAA
This is a messenger RNA of Ilex paraguariensis (yerba mate), 282 nucleotides long. The record is from the annotation of a GenBank genome assembly. NCBI's taxonomy places the organism in Eukaryota, Viridiplantae, Streptophyta, Magnoliopsida, Aquifoliales, Aquifoliaceae.